AUGGGAAAUAGAUAUACCCUAUUUAGUCGUAACAUGAGCAUCGCAGGGCAAGUGAAGAAAAGAAAGAGAAUAUCUAAAGAAGAGAGUGAUGGAUCUUCUACUGAGAAGAUCAGUCACCUCCUGCAUUCAUAUUUGGAAUGUGAAGCAGUUGAAUUUCGCAAGAACCUCCUUGAAUGGUUUACAAAAAAUAAACGAGAUCUUCCUUGGAGGCAGCGAGCUGUUCAGGGCAGCCUGGAAGAAAGAGUUUAUUCUGUGUUGGUAUCUGAAGUAAUGCUACAGCAAACACAAGUAAAUACUGUCAUAGCUUAUUAUCAAAAGUGGAUGGCGCAAUGGCCAACUUUUGGAGAUUUAGCCGGAGCAACUCCUGAACAAGUUAACGAAAUGUGGUCAGGACUUGGUUAUUAUGCCAGAGGAAAAAGACUUCAAGAAGCGGCCAAAGAGAUGAGCAAGAAAACUAUUGGUAUUCCAUGUUCAGCUGCAGAACUGCAGAAGUCGCUUCCUGGCGUGGGACGUUACACUGCAUCAGCUGUUGCAUCCAUUGUUUUUGGUGAGAAAGUUGCUGCAGUGGAUGGUAAUGUGAUUAGAGUGCUUUCUCGCCAUCGAGUUAUUGGAGCAGAUUCAUCUACAAAUAAUACUGUCAAUGAAAUAUGGAAAAUAGCAGAUGAUCUAAUUGAUCCACAAGAACCUGGAAAAUUCAACGAAGCUAUGAUGGAACUUGGAGCAGUAGUUUGUACUCCAAAAGCUCCAAAAUGUAGUGAAUGCCCUGUAAGAAGUUCAUGUUUGGCUUAUAAGUCAACAAAAGUUCGGGAGAAGGCACAACUGUCAUUAAAAUGCAAUCCAGAUGUCCCUGAUAUUGAAUCUGUUCCUGGUUGCAGUCUUUGCUUGCCUGUAGAAGAACAAUUGGAUAUAUCUUUAGGUGUUCUGAAUUACCCUAGAAAGGGAAAGAAGGCUCCUCCAAGGAAACAAGUGUCUGUUGUGUGGAUUCUUCAGAAAUGUAUCUCUGACAAUGAUGUUGAGUACUUCAUGGUUAAAAGGCCAGACAAAGGUCUUUUGGGUAAUCUAUGGGAGUUUCCAUGUCAUGUAGUACCACCAGAAAGAUUGACAUCAAAGGAAGUCUAUGCUGAUGAGAUUUUAAAAGAGCAACAUGGGAUUGAUGUAUUUGAAGUACAAUCAACUAAGCUUCUUGGAAGUGUUCUUCAUGAAUUCUCUCACAUCCAUCAAACUUAUGUAGUGUUUCAUGGGAAAGUAGAAGAAAUAAAAUCCCUUUUGACUUCUGAACAGUAUCAAGCUCAACAGUGGAUUAGCAAAACUCAAUUUGAAACUGCUGCAGUAUCAACAGCUAUGAGAAAAGUAUUUGCUUUGCUCGACUCUCCAUGUAAAGAGUCAAAUAAGUGUCUACCUGGUCUCCUCUCGGGCUAUGCCACUGCAGUGUUCGUCUACCACGCCAUUCCGAAGAAAGAGACAGCGGUGGUUGGUCUUGUUGAAAUUGUGCCGCCGCUGUUAAAACAUCGCGCCGUCGUAACAGGAAUGUUGGAAGCACGUACAAACUGCAAAGACAAUGCUGUUGGCAAUCAUUAG
Messenger RNA from Gryllus bimaculatus (two-spotted cricket), 1578 nucleotides. The record is from the annotation of a GenBank genome assembly. Lineage: Eukaryota; Metazoa; Arthropoda; Insecta; Orthoptera; Gryllidae.